Molecule: messenger RNA, 786 nt
Organism: Mercenaria mercenaria
Lineage: Eukaryota; Metazoa; Mollusca; Bivalvia; Venerida; Veneridae
Product: clumping factor A-like
Exons: 2
Coding region: 1-786 (261 amino acids)
Source: RefSeq, a predicted model, not a curated record
AUGCCACGCAAGAAAAAAGAUCAAGCUACUGCAGAGAGAAAAGGCAACAAAAGAAGAUUGUUUUUGGCCGAGAAGCUACAGCAAUUAGGGGAUGAACUGAUUGCAAAACAAUAUUUGACAAGAAGAAAGAAUAAAAUAAGGCCAAAAAGGCUUCGAGAUGAAAAUAGAACUUUCUUAUCUGACGUGAAACAAAAAGAGAAGAUUAAAAAGAAUAUUCCCGUUGACACUGAAAUGGAUGAAAAGGAAGACAAUAUUAACCCUAAAGAAGAACUGAAAGAUGCAGAUCAAUAUAGAAACGGCAGUGAUAAUGAAAUUAAAGUAGAUGAUGGAAAUAAAAUGACAUAUCAGUUACAAUACAAGAGUAAAAUUGAAAACUUUGAUAAUAAAACUGACAACGCCGAAGACGAAGAAACAGAAUCUGAAGAAGAGACUGAAGUAGAAGACUGUACAGAAGAAAAAAAUGAGAUAAACAGCUGCACAGACAGUGAGAGAGAAAUAAAUCAAGACAUUGAAAAUGAAAAGUAUGAAAAUGGUACUGAAAGUAAACAUAUAGACACAGAAAUGUAUGAAACGGAAUCAAAUUCAGAUCAAGAAAAAGAACAUGAUAAGUCCUCCGACAGUGAUAUGGAAAAGAAUAAAGAAUAUGAAAAGUGUGAAAAAGGAAACCAAAGACAUGACAAUAACAGAGAAGAUGAAUACGAAUUGGAAACCGAUUUAGAUGAAGAAAAAGAAAAUGACAAAUGCACAGACACAGCCAGUGACAGCAAAAUGAACCAAAAAAAAUGA